Molecule: messenger RNA, 1875 nt
Organism: Acanthosepion pharaonis
Lineage: Eukaryota; Metazoa; Mollusca; Cephalopoda; Sepiida; Sepiidae
Source: the annotation of a GenBank genome assembly
AUGUACCCAGCUUUCUUAGGAAACCAUUCUCUGAUCCGACUGCUCGGCCACGCUUCAUUUUUCUUUCUUUCUAUCUUUUUCUGCUUUGCCCAUCCUUCUCUUUCUUUAUUUCAUUCUUUCUUUCUUUCUUUCUUUCUUUCUUUCUUUCUUUCUUUAACCUCUAAUCGUCUUUCUCUUUUCUUCUUUCCUUUUAACUGCUUUCUUCAUAUUUUCUCGUCCCCACUCUCCUUUUCUUCUUUACACCUCCUUUUCAUCUCUCUUCCCUCUUCAUCAUACUUGCAUUGCCCCUCCUUCCGGACUUAUUUUCCCACUUCUUCUUGUCUUUUUUCCCCAUUCUUUCUUUCUUUCUUCUGUGGAAAAAUAUGUCUCUUUCUAACAGUCAUUCUCCCUCUCAUCCUAUUCCUCCACACUCUCUUUUUCUCUUUUGCUCUUUCCUUACGUUUUUACCCUCUCUUUUUAACUAUUUUAUCUCUCUGCUUUACUUUCUUCUAUUUUAAUGUUUUACGCCUUACUCCCAUAUCUUUCCCACUUUACUCUCUCCCCAUUUUCACUCACUCUCGUUUUCUUAAUUUUCUAUAUAUAUUUUCUCUUUUAUCUCCCCCGCCCGCCGCUGUACAUUCUUCUCCAGGCAGAUUCUUCAGUUCUGCGUAUUUUAUAACUUCUUUCAUUUAUUCAACACCCCGGCCUUUUGCUGAGACGCAAGCUACUCUUUUUCUCCGCCGAUUUUCCGUGAUUUUUAAAUUAUUUUUAUCUAUUUUCUUUCUCUCCUUCAACCGGCCCUACCUAUUUUCCUUCUCUUUCUUUCUUUCUUUUUUUCUUUCUUUCUUUCUUUUUUUCGUUUUUCUUUCUUUCUUUCUUUCUUUUGAACCAAUUUUCUUUUCUUUUCUUUUCUUUCUUUCUUUCUUUCUUUCUUUCUUUCUUUCUUUCUUUCUUUCUUUUGAACCAUUUUUCUUUUCUUUCUUUCUUUCUUUCUUUCUUUCUUUCUUUCUUUCUUUCUUUCUUUUGAACCGUAGAUUUUUCUUUUCUUUCUUUCUUUCUUUCUUUCUUUCUUUCUUUCUUUCUUUCUUUCUUUCUUUCUUUCUUACCUUCUCUUUUUUUCUUUCCUUCUUUCUUUUGAACAUUAUCUUCUUUAUUUUCUUACCUCUAGUUACGUUCUUACUUUCUUUCAUUCUAUCCUGCCGAUCUGAUUUGAUACAUCCCUUCUAUGUUUCUUUCUGUCUUCUUUUCAAACACAUUUUUUUUAAUUUUACCUCAUCUCUUUUUCUUUUUCCGCAAGUAAAUCUCCUUUUUUUCCUUCUUUCUUUCUUUCUUUCUUUUUCUUUCUUUCUUUCUUUCUUUCUUUCUUUCUUUCUUUCUUUUGCACCUAAUCUUUUCAUUUCUUUCUGUCUUUCUUUCUUCUAUCUAUUUUGCUUCUCUUUGUUUUACUCUUUUAAUUCUAUUUCACUCAUUCAUUUUUCUUUCUUUCUUCUCUUUAAUUUAUUAUUUUCUGGCACAAAUGUCUACUUUCGUACUUAUUUUCUUUCUUAUUUUCUUUCUUCUUGUCUUUCUUUCUUUCUUUCUUUCUUUCUUUCUUUCUUCUUUCCUUCUCCCUUCUUCCCUUUUUUCUUUCUUCCUUGUCUUGUUGAAUUCUCUAUUUUUUCCUCUAGUUUUUUUUCUUUUCUCAUUGUUUCUCCGUCUUUCUUUCUUUCUUUUUUUCUUUCUUUCUUAAUUUCAUGUCUUGUUGAUUUUUCUUUUUUCUUUCGUUGUUCUCACUUACUUUCUUUUGUCUUUCUUUCUCUCGUCUUUCUUUCUAACUUCUUUCUUUCUAUCUAUUCAGCUGCAUCUUUUUUUUGCUUCCUAUAUUUCUUUUUUUCUGUCUUUCUUUCGUUUAGCUAA